Molecule: messenger RNA, 1443 nt
Organism: Lindgomyces ingoldianus
Lineage: Eukaryota; Fungi; Ascomycota; Dothideomycetes; Pleosporales; Lindgomycetaceae
Exons: 2
Coding region: 1-1443 (480 amino acids)
Source: RefSeq, a predicted model, not a curated record
AUGUUAGCAUUCAACCGGGAGGAGUUGCGAAUGGCACCACUAAUAUGGUGGGAUGUCAAGACAAACCUCUCCACCAUACAGGACAACGCUGGUGCACCUAAAAUCGAGCAAACCCCCGGGUAUAUUGCGCCGAAAGAUCGCCAACAUGCUCUUCCGCAAUAUGCCGUUCUAGGCCAUGUUACUGAAGAUGUGAAGGGAGUCCAUAAACCAGUCCUACUUAAUACCAACUCGCCAUGGUCUGCCUUCUUGUGCGGAUCCCAAGGUUCCGGAAAGUCGCAUACACUGUCUUGUAUGCUUGAGAACUGUAUCCUUAGCGAUACUGCGCAAAUCAAGAAAAUCGGCAAGAAUCCCAAGCCGCUAGCUGGACUAGUGUUCCACUACGAUAGAUGUGAAGGAAGCGGCGUAUGCGAAGCAGCAUACUUGUGCUCGGAGAUCCCGACAACCGUGUUGGUCAGUCCGAGCAAUUCUGCAAACCUCACCGAACAAUAUAAAAGAAUAGCGAAGGAGCGAGGCAACAUCCAGGUGGAAGAGUUGCGAUUGCUAGGGAAACACAUGAAUACUGAUAGGGUGAAGACAUUAAUGGCGGUAGGGAAGGACGGCGACUUACCAUUAUAUAUGCAGGUUAUUAUGAAGAUUAUCCGGGAAAUGGCGAUGAAAACUAAAGGCCUUGGUUCAUUCAACUAUGCUGAAUUCUGCAGAAGAGCGUGCGCCGAGACAUUUCAAGAUCGGCAAAGUGGUCCGCUCAAAAUGCGCAUGGAGCUUUUGGAAUCCUUUAUACAUACCACAUCAGGGAAAACUCAGGAUUUCCUAAUAGGCAAGCCCGGAACCCUCACUAUCAUCGACCUCACCGAUCCCGUCGUCGAUGCCGAUUCCGCAUGUGUCCUUUUCGACAUUUGUCUUUCAGUCUUCAUUUCGCAAACCCAGUGUGGGAAGAUCAUCGCAUUGGAUGAAGCCCAUAAUUAUAUGGCUGAAGACGCUAACGCGUCGAAAGUAUUUACAGAUAAGCUGCUAAAGACUAUUCGUGAACAACGGCACAAGGCCACACGCGUUGUGGUUGCCACACAAGAACCCACCAUCAACCCUAAACUGCUGGAUCUUUGUAGCAUCAUCAUGGUUCAUCGGUGCACGAGCCCCGCUUGGUUUGAUGUGUUGAAGAAACAUGUUGCGGGCCUUUUUCUAAACUCAAUUGCUGCAAAGAAGGAAGAAGGCACGGAGACUGAAAAAGCGGAAUUAAAGGGGGGGAAGCGGCUGGAAGGCGAUUUAGCUACAUUUCAGAAGAUUGUAAAGUUAAGGUUGGGGGAAAGCUUGCUAUUUUGUCCCACAGCGGCUGUGGAUAUGAUGGGAAAUGAGAUUGUGAGGAUGGAGGGUGGGUAUGCGAGGUUCAGGACGAGGAUGAGAGUUACGGCUGAUGGUGGGAAGAGUAAAUUUGCCGGGGAUACCUAG